UGGCGCGUUAGGGACGUGGCUAUGGUGGAGGGGCUUGGGGUUGGACAGUCCACGCCAGGCGUUGAUUGGUUGCCAAGAGGCGGGGCUACUCGACUGCUGGAGAAGCAGCCGCGGCGGUGAGGAGAGCCAUGGGUCAGGCCGCCAAGGUUUUACGGCUCUUUAAAACAUUGCACAGGACCAGACAACAAGUUUUUAAAAAUGAUGCCAGGGCAUUAGAAGCAGCCAGAAUAAAGAUAAAUGAAGAAUUCAAAUGUAAUAAAAGUGAAACUUCUCCUAAGAAAAUAGAAGAGCUAAUAAAAAUAGGUUCUGAUGUUGAAUUGAUACUUAGAACAUCUGUUAUACAAGGUAUUCACACAGACCACAAUACGCUGAAAUUGGUCCCUAGGAAAGACCUUCUUAUAGAAAAUGUGCCAUAUUGUGAUGCACCAACUCAGAAGCAAUGAAUUUUUCUAGAGUAAAAUCACAUCUUUGUCGUUUUUAAUUUUAAAAUAUGUAACUGGCUCAAGUCAUAGAAAUGCAGACAUAUUUCUCUGAACUGGCAUAUUGAAAAUGAGUGAAUUAAAAUACAGUUUCAUGAUUA
Phacochoerus africanus (Common warthog) is the source of this 580-nucleotide messenger RNA. It is a transcript of the gene LYRM7, whose product is annotated as LYR motif containing 7. Gene Ontology annotation, biological process: mitochondrial respiratory chain complex III assembly. Bases 129 to 443 code for a protein of 104 amino acids. The record is from RefSeq and is a predicted model, not a curated record. Lineage: Eukaryota; Metazoa; Chordata; Mammalia; Artiodactyla; Suidae. The transcript is spliced from 5 exons.